UUCUUAAACGCUACUCGACUCGAAACUCGACUCGAAACUCGACUUGAGGGUGGUUUUGCUAUUCAUAAACAGAUCUCCACUCGAAACUCCACUCGACUCCAAAAUCUCCACUCGAAACUCCAAAAUUUACUCGAGAUCUCGAGUCUGCGCCGGAGCUACCUUGAACGGCCACUCGAGCCACUCGAGUGCGUUCAGUGUCAUGGCGGCCGACGCAUCGUUCGCCGACUUCGUCGACUUCGUGUUGAGAACGGACGAAGUCCUUCACGACAGCCGAGACCCCGACCAGGACGUCGAUGUGCCGAGACGGCGUUGCCGGGACCGGCUCAACCCGUUGGAGCAUUUCAACGACUGGGAGUUUCUGGUGCGAUAUCGUUUUACGAAAUCGACAGUAGUAAGCCUUCUCCAGUGCCUGCCGCUGGAAGCAAACGAGAGCAAUCGCGGCCUGCCACUGUCCCCGAUGCUCCAGCUCCUCGUAGCGCUGAGAUUUUAUGGCGCCGGGACUUUUCAAGUAGUUACGGGCGACCUCGUUAACGUGUCGCAGCCGACGGUGUGCCGCGUAAUCGAGCGUGUCUCCCGGGUCCUCGCCGAGACUCUCUUCCCCCGCCUCGUGGAUUUCCCGGAGGGCGACUGCGACGAGGUCAUGCGGGAUUUCUACAACAUCGGGAAGUUCCCCAGUGUGACUGGGUGCAUCGACUGCACCCACGUCAAAAUAAAGGGACCUGGCGGUCCCAAUGGGGAAGUCUUCAGGAACAGGAAGGGGUUCUUCUCCCUCAACGUGCAGGCCAUCACAGGACCCCAGCUGCAGUUUUUUGACCUUGUUGCUAGAUGGCCAGGCUCCGUGCAUGACAGCAGGAUAUUCGAUAACAGUCGUGCAAGGGUCCUGUACGAGAAUCGGCGCAUCCCUGGCCUGCUGCUCGGAGAUGCAGGCUAUGCCUGCAUGUCAUUUCUUCUGACGCCCCUGACCAGCCCGGGUGUAGCCAACAGCCCAAAGGGCAGGUAUGUACUAAUUUGUUGGAAGAAAUAAUG
This is a messenger RNA of Ixodes scapularis (black-legged tick), 1026 nucleotides long. RefSeq names its product putative nuclease HARBI1. The record is from RefSeq and is a predicted model, not a curated record. The transcript is spliced from 2 exons. Bases 200 to 1024 code for a protein of 274 amino acids. NCBI's taxonomy places the organism in Eukaryota, Metazoa, Arthropoda, Arachnida, Ixodida, Ixodidae.